Messenger RNA from Pollicipes pollicipes, 1967 nucleotides. Its product is annotated as hippocampus abundant transcript 1 protein. Gene Ontology annotation, cellular component: membrane. Lineage: Eukaryota; Metazoa; Arthropoda; Thecostraca; Pollicipedomorpha; Pollicipedidae. Bases 303 to 1796 code for a protein of 497 amino acids. Gene Ontology annotation, molecular function: transmembrane transporter activity. The record is from RefSeq and is a predicted model, not a curated record. Gene Ontology annotation, biological process: transmembrane transport. The transcript has 13 exons.
UAGACAUCUGGUCAAAUGCUUAAUUUAAUCUUAUGGCAACACUGCUCUUCCUGUGCCAGUGAUGAUGACAAGCAGCAAUUCACUUUAUCAAGAAAAGCCAGAAUGAAGACCAUGUCAGCAGUCAAUUUUCUCUGACUUAGUUAACAAUCAUUUUUUGGUGUUUGCUGGCUGUUUACAACAAGAAGACAUUAUUUAAAAUCAUUAUAACCAAGUAGCUGUGCCAGCAUGCAUUUUGUGUAGUCCUGAUGUCAGGGCUGGUAGAAAACUGUUAGAUAUGCUCUUGAAUUGAUAACUUGAAAGCAAUGCCUAGAAUUGUAGGCAAAAGAGUUGUGGGGAUGAUCAUUCGAUCCCGCAAGUCUCUGACCAAGGAGGGCGUUCUGAGCUCGGGCAUCGGGGAGCCGAGCGUCUACCAUGCGCUGGUGGUCAUCUUCCUCGAGUUCUUCGCCUGGGGUCUUCUGACCACACCGAUGAUCACGGUGCUUAAUGAAACAUUUCCGAACCACACAUUUCUCAUGAAUGGCCUUAUUGUAGGAAUAAAGGGUCUGCUGUCGUUCCUAUCGGCUCCGCUGCUAGGGGCGCUCAGCGACGUCUGGGGCCGCAAGGUGUUCCUGCUGGUCACGGUGUUCUUCACCUGCGCGCCCAUUCCGCUGAUGCGGCUCAACACAUGGUGGUACUUCGCCACCAUCAGUAUAUCUGGCGUGUUCGCCGUCACCUUCUCGGUGGUGUUCGCCUACGUGGCGGACGUGACGGAGGAGGCGGAGCGUUCGGCCGCCUACGGCCUGGUGUCCGCCACGUUCGCCGCCAGCCUGGUGACAUCGCCGGCGCUGGGCGCCUACCUGGCGCAGGUGUACGACGAGAACAUGGUGAUCGCGCUGAGCACAGCCAUCGCCGUGCUUGACGUGCUCUUCAUACUGGUGGCCGUGCCGGAGUCGCUGCCCGAGAAGCUGCGCCCCAACAGCUGGGACAAAACUAUCACCUGGGAGCAGGCGGACCCGUUCGCGGCUCUGAAGAAGAUUGGCAAGGACCGCACAGUGCUGCUGCUCUGCCUGGCCGUGUUCCUCUCCUACCUGCCCGAGGCAGGACAGUACUCCUGCUUCUUCGUCUACCUCCGCCUGGUGAUGAAGUUCAGUCAGGAGGCGGUGGCUAUGUUCAUCGCCACGGUCGGCAUCCUGUCGGUGAUCGCGCAGACGGCCGUGCUCAGCUUCCUGAUGCGCACCAUCGGCGCCAAGCAUACCAUCAUGGUCGGCCUGGUGUUCGAGAUGCUGGAGCUCAUGUGGUACGGCUUCGGAUCGCAGACGUGGAUGAUGUGGGCGGCCGGAGCGCUGGCGGCCAUGGCCAGCAUAUCGUACCCGGCCAUCUCGGCCUUCGUGUCUAUGCACGCUGACGCGGACAAGCAGGGCGUCGUCCAGGGCGUCAUCACCGGCAUGCGCGGACUCUGCAACGGACUCGGCCCGGCGCUGUACGGCUUCAUCUUCUACCUGUUCCACGUGGACCUGGAGGACGAGGCCAAGCUGCAGGCGGGCGGCGAGGUUCGCGCCGCUAACGCAACCCGGCAGCACCCGGGCAUGCCCGAGCUGGUGCCGGGUCCGCCGUUCGUGUUCGGCGCGCUGUUGGUGAUCUGCGCCCUGCUGGUGGCCGCCUUCAUCCCCGAGGCGCCCACGGGCGGCGCCUCGUCGCUGCGCGGCGCCGUCCGCAAGUCCUCAGGCAACUCCAACGAGCUGCACUACGAGUUCGGGCACAAGAAGAAGGACAGUCUGGACGGUGAGGCGGCGCAGCUCGAGGUGGAGACUUUGUAGCCGGCGCGGCCGCGGCGGCCACAUUCCGCGCGCGUGGGCGCUUCCCUUGCGUGCGCCAGUGCUCGCGAGUGUGCGAGUCUGUGUGUGCGUGUGCGUGUGUCGCUGUGCGCCUGUGCACCCGCAGUGGGACCGCGGUCCGGACGGCGGACCGUCCGGCCAGCUGACGGCGCA